CCCCCCCCCCCCCCCCCACAACUCCUCUUUCUCUUUUUACAUUUCAUUUCUCUCUUUCUCUAGCACAACUUCACUUCUCCUUCUCUUUCGCUUCUCUCUCUUACGUAAUAAUAUAAUUAAUUAAUAAUAAAAAAUAGAAUAUGAGGGCUUCUCAUUCCCUUCCCAAUUAAACAGAUAAUCAACAUAGCCACACCAGCUAGCUCCCCCACAAAACCCCAUCUUAUAUCGUCCCCAAGUAGCCAGACUGUGUUGCUGCGCAUAUAUAUUUCAUAUUUCCUAGAGAGACCCAAAAGACAAACUAAGUAUUGUUUUGUUCUUGUGACGAAAUCCAAAAAGAACAUCUCUUCUUGGGCUCUCUGCGCACAACUUCAUUGCAUUUUUAUUUUUAUUUUCAUUUACAUAUUUUUUGUUUUUUGUUUUUUAGGAAGCAUUAUUCAUAGACGUCCUUGGAAGGUGGGGGCUGUUGCUCAGUGUUUCGGGUUUUGGCAUUGGGUCCCUUACCCAUUUCUUUUUCUAUUUUUGUUCCUUUUUUUGCAGAAUACAUUGUCUGCCUCAUUUCUGAGAAACACCUCCCCACAAAGGCUUAUUUUCAUUUUGUUUCCAUUUAGAUUUCAGAAAUCAGAAUUCUGGAUUUUCGUAUUCCUUUAAUUUCUUCAUUCUCUGUAUAGGACUUUUCUCUAUCAUUCUCUUCGUUAUUAAGAAAAUUCCCUGAAACUCCUGGUGAAUGAUAAUUAGUAGCUAUCACAGAGAUUGAGUAGCUACUAGAUUUUACAUAAAUUAAGGAGUUUUAAGACACUGUUUGUUUCUGACCAGAAACUAGCUAAGAAAAAGAAAGCAGCGACUUGCAGUUUGUGUAAGAUUACUGCAUGUGGAAAUUUGAAUCUUCUAAAUCCUAAACACCCUUUGAAACUUUCUGGCAUAACCCGGAAUUCUCUUUUGUUUUUUCUCGAUUGGUUAAAUUAUUUAUAAGAAGAAGACAGAAGAAAUUAAUAGUAGCCAAGAAAGUUUAAGACAGAAGAAGAUGUCUGCAAAGUUCAUAUAUUCCAUGACAGAUGAAAACCCAGAUCUACAUAAGCAGAUUGGUUGCAUGAAUGGAAUUUUUCAGCUCUUUGACCGCCAUCGAUUCCUUUCGAGCAGGCGCAUCAAUGGCCACAUUCACAAAGGACUUCCUCAAGGUCAAAAUAAUCAGCAAGCAGUACAGCCCAACAGCCCACAGCAGAAAGUUACAGAAAAGAAUACAAAGAAGGUCGUCAAAGAAAAACGAAGAAUCUCCACAGAAUCAUCAAGGACUUCGUUUUCUUCAUCAUCUUGUUCAUCCAGCUUCUCAUCUGUUGACUAUAACAGAACAACACACAUAGAACAUUCUCAGUCCAGCCAGACGUCUUUUGCAGAAACGCCUACCAGGGAUCUGUUGAUCAAUAAGCCAAACGCUUCUAAGCAGUCAAGCCGGCAAUCCCUCAAUCUUCGUGAUGCUGUCAAAGACUCCCUGCACAGAGAAGUCCGUGGUGUAUCACUUAAAACUGCAACUAAGGAUGCAGUUGUUCAGACCUUGAAAUACAUAGAUUCCCCCAGGCCUUCACAACCCCAAAAAUCUGUCAAACCAAGAUUCUCAGGCCUCAAUGUGUCAUUGCGGGUUUACGAAGAAAAGGAUGGUUGUACACAUUCAACACCAAGGGAAAUUCGAAGGCUCUCUUAUGAUGAAAAAGAAUCACGAGAUAUGCUCAAAUCCACCAUGAAGCUCAAAGAACUUCCAAGGCUAUCACUGGACAGCAGAGAACGCCCCGUAAGGGGUUCUACAUGUGAACCAAAGUCAAAUUAUCUCCGAAAGGAUCUGCAGCAGGAGAAAAUGAACUGCAAUGAAAUGAUUAAUCUGCAGCAAGAACCAGGGAGUUCUAAACGACCUUCUUCUUUCAUUGUAGCAAAGUUGAUGGGAUUGGAAACUUUCCCAGAGUCAACGUCAACCCACAAUGACUCAUUAAGGCUGACUAGUACCUGUCAAACUGAUAAAUAUGAUCCCUUAGCAAGAUCAUCACGAGCAAGCAAUGAAAACAGGACAGAUCCUUUUUCUGGAUCGUCAAGAAAUUCCCACAAGGCUGCAGCUUCUCUCCAGAUGAAAAAUGCUGAUGCAGUCACUAAGGCCACCUUCAGUCAGAAGUUUCCAAUAGAAUCGGCUCCUUGGAGAAAUCCACAUGGAAGCAGAAGUUCUCAAUCACCAGCUUUCAAGUGCCAGGAAGCCCCCACAAAAACCACAAACUCAUCACCAUCAGUGUAUGGUGAAAUUGAGAAAAGGUUGGCUGAACUUGAGUUUAAAACAUCUGCAAAGGAUCUCAGAGCUCUUAAACAGAUACUUGAAGCAAUGCAAAAGACCAAAGAAAUAUUAGAUGACAAAAAGGACCAGACCUCCAAUUUUGUAGCUCAAAUGAGCAAUAACAGCAGUCUUGAUCACAGCACCAAAUUGGCAAUCCAGAGCAACCUACAAAGUAGCAUCUCAAAUUCUCCAAAAGCCAAGGCCUCUAAAUCUCCAAAGAGUUACAAAUCACCGAUUGUCAUCAUGAAACCAGCUAAGCUUGUUGGAAAAAACAUUGAUCCCACUUCCACUGUAAGCUCAAAUAACAACUUAUUUGGCCUACCCAAGCUUCAGACAAAUGACUUAGCAGAAAACAGAAAGAAUGAUGCCAACAAGAGAACAGCAAAAUCUGUGACUCCAAAAAGAACAUAUAUUGCAAACCCCAUCAAUCAACACCAUUCUUCCAUGGAUAAAAUUCCCACCACCCAGACUUCAAAGAUGCCUCAAAAUAGUAGAGAAGACAAAGGUGCUAGCUCAGGUAAAACGUCAGGAACUUCAAGCCCAAGACUACAACAUAGGAGGUUUGUUAUGGACAGACAAGCUUGUCUGCCCAGUCCAGAUCCAACCAAAACCAGAAGACAACAAAGCAGGCAGCCAAUAGAAUCUGGUAGCCCAGGUAGAAAAUACAGGCCAAAAUCUCCCAACCCACAGCGAAGCAAUGAUCACUUGUGUGAGAGCACCACCAACAUCAGAACUUUGAGUCAACAAGAUGAUGACAGUUCUCUUCAAUCUGAAAGCAAUGCCUCAAACAGAGACAAUGAAGUCACUAGCAUUAUUCAACCUCCUAAGACACAUGACACUUACUUCAAACACAAACAAAAACAAAAAAAUCCAGCUGCAAGGUUGAGUGAAAACAGGACAACGGCAGAACCCGCAAAAGUCAUCUCAGAACAACCAAGUCCUGUCUCUGUUCUUGAUGCUGCAUUCUACAGAGAUGACUCACCAUCUCCAGUAAAGAAGAAAUCAAAUGCUUUUAAAGACGAUGAUGCUCUAUAUGCUGAUGAAGUGGAGUGGGCUACAGAGGCUCCAGCUCAAGCAUACAUGAGCAUAAAAUCAAGUCUCAGCAAAGAGAUUGAUCAUAAAAUAUCACAGGACAUCAGCCUCUUGGUUCAGAAUCCCCAACAGUUGAACUGCAUUUAUAAGGAGUCAAUCAUGUGCUCUUCUGAAUUACACUACGACAGCACAAAUCCAGACCACAUAUACAUUUUAGAUAUAUUAUCUGCCUCAGGCUUACUCAGAAAUCUUGACUUAGGUUUGACAAACAUUCAGUCCCAGCCAUCUGACAAACUGAUCAACCCUAGCUUGUUCCUUGAACUGGAACAAAUCAAGGAAAGCACACAGAUUUUAUGCAAUGAAGAAGCAAGCAAAACGCUACUCCAGCCAAUACCUGUUCAGAAAACCAAAAGAAAACUAGUGUUUGAUGUUGUCAAUGAAAUAGUAGUUCGCAAAUUAGUGGUACAGGAUUCAUUUAAGCAAUGGUUCUCACCAGAAAAACUAGGGGGGAGGAAACCAAGGGGACAGCAGCUUUUGAGAGAAUUGUGCUCAGAGGUUGACAGGCUACAGAGUAACAACUCAAAUAGAAAUCAAGAUGAUGAGGAUGACAAUUUGGGAAGCAUCUUAUGUGAAGAUAUGAUGCAUUGGUUGCUGAACUGGACAGAGUGUAGCAGUGAAAUACCAGCACUGGUAUUGGAUAUUGAGCGGUUGAUUUUUAAAGACCUGAUAACUGAAGUUGUAAGUGGUGAUGCAGCAGGGCUGCAAGGCCACACUGGAGGUCACCGCAGGCAACUGUUCUCCAAAUAGGAUUUUGUUUUAAAGAAAUAAAUGACAUCUUCCCAUUUGCUCUC
Messenger RNA from Ziziphus jujuba (common jujube), 4191 nucleotides. Its product is annotated as protein LONGIFOLIA 1. Lineage: Eukaryota; Viridiplantae; Streptophyta; Magnoliopsida; Rosales; Rhamnaceae. The record is from RefSeq and is a predicted model, not a curated record. Gene Ontology annotation, biological process: regulation of monopolar cell growth. The transcript is spliced from 5 exons. Bases 1022 to 4147 code for a protein of 1041 amino acids.